Molecule: messenger RNA, 2067 nt
Organism: Kwoniella shivajii
Lineage: Eukaryota; Fungi; Basidiomycota; Tremellomycetes; Tremellales; Cryptococcaceae
Exons: 5
Coding region: 1-2067 (688 amino acids)
Biological process (GO): regulation of DNA-templated transcription
Molecular function (GO): DNA-binding transcription factor activity; sequence-specific DNA binding
Source: RefSeq, a predicted model, not a curated record
AUGAACUCACCUUCGUCAUGCGUUCCACCUGGACCUAAAGAUCAUCAUCUCUCGAGGCUAUAUAAUCCAUCUCCAUAUCCGUCGGCAUUGGCAUCAGGACAAGCGCCAUUCUUCCGAAGCUCAAGUGCGAAUGACACUACUUGGGAUAUGAAAGCUCCGAUAUCACAAUCAAGACCGUAUGUAUCACCUGAUCCAUCCCCAUUGGAAGAAAGGUUUGAUCACAACUCCGGACCUCAUCUUCCUCAUCCCAACACAUUUGCUUAUCGUCCGAGGGACUUCCCUUAUCCUCCGCCAAUCUUACAUGAAAGACCACCUGAAGCGUUGAUGCAUCAGAACAAUCGGCUUUAUGAAACGAUGCCGAUGCAUUCACCAAGAUAUAAUGAAGAUGCCCGUUCACGUGGAGAUGAUAUCGAUCCUUGGUAUAAUCCAGUUUUAAUCCCUCAACCAAGACAACAGAAAAAACAAAAAGGUCAAAAGAAAGUGGAAGGUAAACAACCUACUUUCUUGACCAAGCUUUACGGGGAUCAACCAGAAUAUCACCACAUUAUUCGAUGGGACGAGACUGGUGAAGCAAUCGUCAUUGAAAAUCCCGAAGAGUUAGCAGACAAGAUCUUGCCGGUUGUUUAUCGUCAAAGCAGAUUUGCAAGCUUCUCGCGACAACUCAAUAUCUACGGAUUCAAUCGUAAACUCAGUCUACGUCAUGUCGAGAGGGGUAUUUGCGAUCCUGAUGCUAGUACAUGGUCUCAUCCGUUCCUCAAGCGAGAAUCAUCCAAAGCUGACAUCCUAUCAUUCAAGAGACGAGUACCGCCUCGACCUACCCAGGCUCAAAAACGAAGACUGAGUAUGCCAGAUGAAGGACAGUCGCCUACAUCAUCUGAACAUAGCGUUGAGUUUCACUCUCCAACUGGAGCAUAUCAGCACCAUUUGUUACCCGAUGUUGACGAAGAACGUCCCAUCUUCUUCCCUCAUCCAAGAGAUUCAUCGUUUGGGUUUCAAGAAUUUCGUCCUCUUCCUCCAUCCGAGUACUUCGCUUAUGAGAGACAAUCUCCAGCGUCUCUCGAGUUCGAUUAUUCCAAUCCUAAUCCUGAAGAUUCCAGGCGAUUCGCCAAUCCACUCCCACAACGUCAAUUAGGUUUAUCAAGAGAAUGGGACAGGGUAGAACCGAGUCAUCUCUUCCACACACAUCCACUUCAAGAGAUACAGGAUAAUGGACCUCAAUCCGCUCCUGCCAAUACUUCAUCUUUCCCUAUCCCCAUCAAAGUCACCCAACAACAUACCAGAACAAGGAGUGUUCAAGGAGAACCUCCUUCUGCUAUGUUGUAUUCUCCUUCAUCACCAUAUAAUACUCAAUCAUGGUUGAUAGGUGAUGUACCCGAGCCUCAAUUGAAACAAGAAGCAGAUAACAGUCCCAUCUCUCCGACUCAGGAACUAUAUCACUACUAUCCUGAGCCUAAUUCCAAAUUCAACUCGAACGAGACUUCCACAUGGGCAAGAAGAGAAGUCCUUGAUCUGCCCAUUAGCAGGUUAGACUUCUUAGCCAAAGACAUGAGAUUGAACUAUUCGUCGCAAUCUUUACUUAACGAUUUCGGUCCAGGUUCAGGUUCCCAGGAGGUCAAUGGACUUGCAAUUGCUUCGCAGGGGUUCUCAGCUUUAUCACCUGACUCACCUCCUACAAUCUCACCUGGAAUCAUUCAAUCUGGAUUUUCAUUCCCGUCCAAUCCCAAAUCGAUCUCACCUGCACCCGCACCAAGAGCUCAUGUUUCCAACAUUGCUCAGAUCAGACAGGAGAGAAGAGCGACUAUAUCUUCAAGUCCUUAUAGUCCACGUAAUCGACUUGCGACUUUACCUUUCGGAGUAGCAGGAGGAGCAGGUAGUCUGAGGACAAUAGCUAGUAGAAGAGGCUCAGAAGCUCCCUUAUCAGGAUUAGGAUUAGGAUUAAAAAUCGGUGAAUUCAAAAUUGAAAAAGAAAUCGAUGAAGAACAAGCUUUACCAAGUGCAAGUAUAAGAUUUGAAGAUAUACAUCCAUUUGAAGGUAUCUUAGGUGGUGAAGGCAAGGGAGAAGUUUGA